Messenger RNA from Scomber scombrus (Atlantic mackerel), 2711 nucleotides. It is a transcript of the gene dtd1, whose product is annotated as D-aminoacyl-tRNA deacylase 1. Gene Ontology annotation, molecular function: D-tyrosyl-tRNA(Tyr) deacylase activity. The record is from RefSeq and is a predicted model, not a curated record. The coding region runs from base 19 to 672 and encodes 217 amino acids. NCBI's taxonomy places the organism in Eukaryota, Metazoa, Chordata, Actinopteri, Scombriformes, Scombridae. Gene Ontology annotation, biological process: tRNA metabolic process. The transcript is spliced from 6 exons. Gene Ontology annotation, cellular component: cytoplasm.
UGGUCUUAUUAUAAAUGCAUGGUGCUGACCAGUACAACCACAACAACAAUGAAAGCUAUCAUUCAGAGGGUGAACAGGGCGACAGUGACAGUGGGAGAGGAGCAGAUCAGCUCAAUAGGACGAGGACUGUGUGUGCUGCUGGGUAUAUCUGUGGAAGACACCCAGAGGGAUGCUGACUACAUAGUACGCAAGAUCCUGAACCUGCGGCUGUUUGAGGACGACAACGGGCGAGCGUGGAGCAAAAGCGUCAUGGACCGGGAAUUCGAGGUGCUGUGUGUGAGCCAGUUCACCCUGCAGUGCAUACUGAAGGGCAACAAGCCAGACUUUCACUCAGCCAUGCCCGCAGAGCUGGCUCAGCCUUUCUACAACAGCAUCCUGGAGAACAUGAGGAGCACCUACAAGCCCGAGCUCAUCAAAGAUGGGGCGUUUGGGGCCCACAUGCAGGUCCAGAUUCAAAACGACGGACCUGUUACCAUCGAGCUGUCAUCACCUGCUGGUCCCACAGACCCCAAACAGCUGUCGAAGCAGGAGAAGCAGCAGCAGAGGAAAGAGAAGACACGCUCCAAGGGCCCCUCGGAAUCGAGCAGGGAGAAGAGCGCCAUGCGUUCCCGACAGGACCACAACGCCAGCAGUGGGGCGGAGGGCGACGUGUCUUCAGAGAGGGAGCCCUAGGUCAGCAGGAUGUCAUUAUCGGGGACAUGACGGUGAGCCCAGUUUACUCAAGAAGGCCUUAAUCCUCAGUGACUCAUAGACCUGAAUGUGGACUGUCCUUCCUGUUUUUGGAGAUCAGCAAGACACUCUCGGGCCUGUCACAGAUCAUCGUCCCCUCUUCGCUGGUGUCCUCAACCUCUCUCUUCCAAAAUUAGAUGGGGACCGGCUAGGUGUAAACAAAGUAACAAAUGAAAAUGUCUAGCAGCAAAGCAGUGCCCAGUUUUCUGAGAUUUAUGAAGGGAGAUUGAGCAAGGGUGCACAGACGACAUGGGACCCAACAGCAGCAUUGAACUAUGUGGUCCUGUAGUUUCUGUGCUCUCUUACUUUGUCUACUUCCCUCCAACUGCCUGUCUACUCAGGUUUCUACCUCCUUCUGUUUGCCUCUCUCUUUCAGAUUCUUCCCACCUGUCCUACUCUCUCAGUCCACUGUUUCCACUUAAUCUUUGCUAAGAGUAAUGACACCAACCUCGAAGCAUAACUCAACUCCAAGUUCUCGGCUUGUUGUACAGCCGCGUGAACAUCAAAGCAAUGCUAAUGUAGCAGCCAGUGACACCUCAUAAUUGGCGUAGUAACAUGUGUAAAGUCUAUCUUGAAUUAAUUGGGUAUUGUAGAGGACUUGUAUGAAAAGACUGGGGGAUAAAUACUAAACCUGUCACAAUUAUCAUCAGACAUGCAAAAUUCACUUUUAGGAGGUAUUUACUAGGACUAAAGAUGCAGAUGUGCUGAGUUGAAGUGCAGCUAAAUAAGAUGUGAUGCUGAGCUGCUUUGACAUGUGUUCUCGCUGCUGGACUCAGAAUACUAAAUAUUAAUUGAAUAGCCUGAUGUCAUCUCGAGAAAAAGGUCAGUGAUUUAAUGAGUUAUGAAAAUCCAUGCAGAUCUUUUCGAGGAAAAACAAAACAUUGUACUUCUGAAUUAUCUCCCUGUAUGUUUUAAAGUCUAACUGAAAUGAAAUACCUUUAACCCUUUUUUCCUGCUGCAGCAUACAACUCAUCUACAACAUUUAAGUACAAAUGUCAACAUUGGUUGCUUUAGAUCCUUACUCUUCAAUACCACUGCUAAUAAAACAGUGGCUGUGUCCGUAAACACUCCCUUAUUCACUAAUUCACUACUCCCUAUAUACCGGGAAUAAAGACUAAAUAGUUCACUUUAUAAUUAGCAUCAAAUCAAGAUUUUUUGUGACGAUAGUUUUCACAGCUUUAAAAUGUGGAGCAUUGCAUCGUGGGAUUAUUAGCAUUAAGUAGCGUACAUGCCAUGGACGUUACUUUUUUGGUUCCAUGGUGGAAUAUUGGUGGCUCUGUAUAGUGGAUAUAUUUACAUACUGAGCAUUUGGACACUAAAAUGGUGAAGGGUAAAUGUAGUGCACUAGAUAGUAAGUAGGGAGUGAUUUCGGACACAGCUACUGUCUGUCUUUAACUUUUAAGCUACAGUUAGCAACGUUUGUUUACUUACUGUCCCUGUAUACCUCUACCUGCUCAGCUGUCAGUCAAACACAUGAACUAACCUGCAUGCUUAGAAGCUACUGGAGCACUUCAUAUAUAUCUGUAAAAGGCCUAUUAUUCUUCAACUAUUAAAAAGAAAAGAUAUUGGCAAUCGAUUUAAACAUUUUUGGCAUGAUUUUGAAAACAAAAGUAGGAAAGUAUGAUGUCAUUUCAGUUGGACUUUAAAUCUUAAAGGUUACCUGUCUGUCUGUCAAACACUGAAUCAUUUUAUCACCCUGUCAGACCCGCUCAGAGGAAAUAAUCAUUGUGACUGUAGGGAGGGAUAGUGCUACGCCGCUCGCUUCAGCUGUAGUCGAUUUCAUGUCUAUGAUCGAGUAGUCUCUUCUUAGUGACUAUGAGUCAGUUUGUCUCAAUUACCUGUACUUUACCUCUGUGGAGAGGGGCUAGCUGUGCUUCACUACCAGUGAACACUGACACCAGUGUGGUCAAGCUGGACUGCGGCCCCAUGAAAAUACACCUACUGUACUAUUUAUAGACCUUUUGAUUAUUAUACUAUCUUGC